Molecule: messenger RNA, 2690 nt
Organism: Gambusia affinis (western mosquitofish)
Lineage: Eukaryota; Metazoa; Chordata; Actinopteri; Cyprinodontiformes; Poeciliidae
Gene: ccn4a
Product: cellular communication network factor 4a
Exons: 5
Coding region: 232-1311 (359 amino acids)
Biological process (GO): signal transduction; cell adhesion
Cellular component (GO): extracellular region; extracellular matrix
Molecular function (GO): integrin binding; heparin binding
Source: RefSeq, a predicted model, not a curated record
AAAGUGGAGCAGAGGAAAGGAGAGGAAACUUUCCGCAGAAUGCUGUUCCCGUCCUCACAGACCUUACGUUGGGCUGUCAGCAGAAGGUUGGGGAUCAGAGGGAGGGAAGCUGCAGAGGAUGACAGCUCAGUGCAGGGGGACGUAGCUCACCUGCGGAGCAGAACCGCGUUUAUGCAGUGUAAACAGAGCGGAACCGAAUUCCCAAUUUAAUGCCCGGGCUUUUCCUCAGUGAUGAGUUGGCUGCUGUUGUGGAUUCUGACAGCAGCUGGGAUUCAACAGGCCUACUCCUUGAAUUCCACUGCCACGCCUCCUGCCACGGCCCUCCCUUCUCCGACUCCAGACCCGUACAAUGUGACGCGGUACUGCAAGUGGCCCUGCGAGUGUCCCGAGGUGGCUCCCAAGUGCCCGCCUGGCAUCAGCCUCCUCAUGGACGGCUGCGACUGCUGCAAGGCCUGCGCCCGGCAGGUCGGGGAGGAGUGCAACGAGGCCGACACCUGCGACUUCCACAAGGGGCUGUACUGCGACUACAGCUCGGACAAGCCUAGGUACGAAAAAGGAGUGUGUGCAUAUAUGACGGGAACGGGCUGUGAAUAUGACGGCGUGCUCUACCGUAACGGUCAGAGCUUCAAGCCCAGCUGUAAAUACCAGUGUUUGUGCGUGAACGGCGCCAUCGGUUGUGUGUCCCUGUGCUCAGAGUCCCAGCCUCCCAGGGUUUGGUGCCAAAGUCCGCGGAGAGUGAAAGUCCGGGGGCAGUGCUGCGAGCAAUGGAUCUGUGAUGAACCAAAGAAAGGACGCAAGACAGCGCCGCGGCACGCAGUGGAGGUUUUUCCAACUGAGAGCUGGCACAAGAACUGCAUCACCCAGACCACCUCAUGGAGCCCCUGCUCCAAGACCUGCGGCCGCGGCCUGUCGUUGAGGAUCUCCAACGCCAACGAUCAAUGCGAGCUUGUCCAAGAGUCCCGUCUCUGCAAUCUGAGGCCGUGUGAGGUAGACAUCGCCAAGCAUAUCAAGCCAGGAAAGAAGUGUCUGAAUAUCUACAGGGAGGACCAGCCCUCGAACCUCACCAUUUCUGGCUGCACCAGCAAGAAGGGGUACCGGCCAAAGUAUUGCGGCGUUUGCACCGACGAGCGCUGCUGCAUCCCGUACAAGUCAAAGACCAUCGACGUGGAGUUUGAGUGUCCAAACGGGACCGGAUUCUCUUGGAAGAUGAUGUGGAUCCAGGCGUGCUUCUGCAACCUCAGCUGCAGGAAUCCCAAUGACAUCUUUGCAGAGCUGGAGAGCUACCAUGGUUACCCAGAAGUCGUAAACUAAAAUGCAGCAAUUUGGCAAAGAACGCUCCUUUUUUUUGUUGUUGUUUCCUAAAAGAUAUUUAGAGUUUUUAAAUGUGCAAUCUAUAUUUUUUUCUUUUGGAAAAAAUUGUAAAUAUGAAAUGUGUCUCCAGCACGGAUUCAUGUAGUAAGAAUAUUUGCAGAGGUAAAACAAUAAAAUCCUAUAUUUAAAGUUUAAUUUAUUUAUGUAGUUCCUGAUCUACGUUGUGCAUCUACAUUGGAUUGCUCCCUAAUCAAGCAUCUGCUCAGCCUGAAACACACAUUUUCCUCUUUUCAUUUUUCACCAGUUUCUUUGCACACAGAAAGCAGACAAUAUUUUCUGCCUUGCAAAAGCAAAGUAUUAAACCAUUUCACAUUCUGUCCAAAUAAAACCAUGAAGUUCGCUGUAUUCCACUGGGAAUUCACACGCAAGCUACAAAACUGUGAAGUGAAAGGACAAGAACAAUUUUGAAAAUGUGGUGUGCAUUUGUGUUCAGUCGCCCAAAUCGACAUGUUUUUAAGUUUUCUAUGUUUUGGAGACUAUGCCUACCAGCCUUGCAAAUCUCAGAUUUGGAAAAUACUUCAGCCUCCAUCUGGUUGGACAAAAUCUAUGAACAUCAAUGUAAAAAGGUCAUAGAGUCUCACCCAGACUUCAGUCUUUGACUGGGUCUAUCUAAUUCAUUAAUGGGCUUUGACCUAGCAGACUGUCCCACCCUUUCAACUACCACGUAUCCUCCCUCUUAAGCUGUGGCUCUGGUGACUGUUUCAUAGCCCAACUGUGCGUUAAACUUCUUUCCAUUUGCUCAUUGUUCUCAAACAAGUUGUGUGCAUAUUUGUGUUGGACCAUCACAUAAGAUUCAUUGAACUUUAAGUUCUUUAAGAAAGUUCUGUGGAUGCAGAUAUUCUUGGAAGGCACUGUCGACAUUCAUCCUUGUCCUUCCAGGUACAGAAAGUAAAUCAAUGUUAUAGUUACAUUUUGAAAUAUGCAAUAAUGCAACAAAAGGGAAUCUGUUACAAGUUUUUUUAUUGUCAUUUUUUUAAUAAAUACAAACCGUUAUAUCAUGUUUAAUGCUAUUUUUUCCCCCCCCUACAUCAAAGAGAUGGUUUGUGCAUUGCAUCUUUACAAAGCUGCAUUUACGUCGUCUGCAAAGUAUUAUGUUGCUGUAGUGCAAGUAAAAUACAGGAAAUGGUAUCGGGUAAGUACUAUGGCUAUCCUCAUGUUAACAUGUGGACCUCUCCUUCUGCACUCACCCAAUAGAUCCAAAAGCAUCACAGGAGCAUCACAUCCCAAAAGCGAACAAUUUCAUGGCACUUUUUUUUUUUUUUUUUUUGUUCCUUUUUGCUUGAUUGCAUAGAAAUCAGCAUACAUAUAGCUUGGGAGGG